AUGGCUGACGACAUCUCCAAUGCCAGCGUUGCCAAUUCUGGUCAAAACGGUGCUUCCCCUCCUGAUGGAGAUACCGCUGCUCCUGUGCAGUGCCUGGCUCUCUGCGAAGAUCUAGUGGCCGAGUUGACCAGAUUCUUCAGUCUCUGCAACGCAAUCGACGACAUCGCCCAACACAGAGAUGCAUUGAACACAAUCGCAAACACCCACUAUGCAGCUCUCAACAACCACGAGCAAGCAACCAAUGUCGACAUGCACACUAUCGACCUCGACGCUCUGACUACUCUUGAUAACCAUCUCGAAUGGUUCCGUCUCAACAACCUCGCUCUGAGAAACGUUCCUGAGGUUUAUCGUCUAAGUAGCGAUGUCAUUGUUCGCGAGGAGGAGUUGACUGUUCUUGAAAGAAAUAUCAGGGAUAGGUUUGGUGCGGAGUUGACGGAGAAUGCUGAGGCUGAGAUGGUGGUCAAGUUUGAGCAUGUGACGAGGGAUCUGGCUUUUAAUCGUCAUGCUUUGCUUGCUAGAUGCCGUGCUAUUUUGGCUAUUGCACCAGCUGAUCCUGCCAGCUCGUAG
Molecule: messenger RNA, 567 nt
Organism: Aureobasidium melanogenum CBS 110374
Lineage: Eukaryota; Fungi; Ascomycota; Dothideomycetes; Dothideales; Saccotheciaceae
Exons: 2
Coding region: 1-567 (188 amino acids)
Source: RefSeq, a predicted model, not a curated record